AUGAAUAACGUGCAACUGCAAGCCAAGCAGUUCUUCCGCAAGCUGACUACAAAAGAAGGGCUUUUUGGAGACUAUGACUACGCUUUUCUGUUCACUCCCUCAUAUCCGUUCAGGGACUGGAUCUCACGCAAGCGAGGAAUCGAGCCGGUUCAGAGAGACCAGCCUUUCUUCUCGGUAUAUUCAGAUAUUCCACUUUUCUUGGGCUUCUUGUUAGGCCUUCAGCAUUCUUUGGCAAUGUUAGCAGGUGUCAUCACGCCCCCCAUCAUCAUUUCGUCCGUCUGCAAUUUCCCAACCGAAAUCCAACAGUAUCUGGUUUCUGCUUCUCUUAUUGUUUCUGGUAUCAUGUCUUGUAUUCAAAUUACAAGGUUUCACAUUCCUAAGACGCCCUACUACAUUGGCUCUGGUUUAAUCUCUGUGGUCGGAACUUCGUUCGCGACUAUUACUAUCAUUGAAAAGGCCGUUCCAGUAAUGUACAAGUCAGGGUUUUGCCCCACAAAUGAGGACGGCACACCUGGUCCGUGCUCUGCUGGCUAUGGUGCGCUUUUAGCAACUGCUGCGUGCUGCGCUUUAUUGGAAAUAUUGAUGUCUUUCACGCCCCCUAAGGUUCUACAAAAAUUAUUUCCCAAGAUUGUUACUGGUCCAGUUGUGCUAUGUAUUGCUGUGAGCUUAAUUCAGAGUGGAUUCAAUGAUUGGGUUGGUGGGUCAAGCUGUGUCGGAGCAAUCUGUCCCAGCGAAGGGGCACCAAUGGCCGGCGAAUGGGGCAGUGCGAGGUUUGUCGGACUGGGAUUUCUGGUGUUUUCGACAAUCAUCAUGUGUGAAAAAUGGGGCUCCCCCAUCAUGAAGUCCUGCGCUGUCAUUGUUGGCCUUAUCGUAGGCUGCAUUGUGGCGGCAGCUUGCGGUUACUUUUCGAAUUCGUCAAUCAAUGCCGCCCCAGCUGUUACUUUCAUGUGGGUCCACACCUUCCCACUGAAAGUCUAUGGCCCAAUUGUUCUUCCAAUGUUGGUCAUGUACAUUGUGUUGGCUCAGGAGUGUAUCGGUGAUGUGACAGCCACAUGUGAUGUUUCUCGUUUGGAGGUGGAAGGUGAAUUGUACGAGUCCAGAAUUCAGGGUGCUGUGUUAAGCGAUGGUAUCGGCGGUGUCAUUUCUGCGCUUUGCACCCUCCCCCCCAUGUCGACUUUCGCUCAAAACAAUGGUGUUAUCUCGCUAACGAAAUGUGCUAAUAGACAAGUGGGCUACUGGUGUUGCUUCUUCUUAAUUGUCAUGGGUAUUUUUGCCAAAUUUGGUGCCGCGUUAGUAGCCAUUCCAAAGCCGGUCCUGGGUGGCAUGACCACCUUUUUGUUUACAAGUGUGGCUGUUUCAGGUUUGAAGAUUAUCUCCACCAUACCCUUCACAAGGCGUGAUAGAUUCGUCUUAACUGGCACACUCUUAUUUGGAUUUGGAGCCAUUUUAGUUCCAGAUUGGUUUGAUACGUUCUUUCAUUAUUCCGGGGACAAUCAGUCAUUACAAGGGCUUUUGAAUGCUAUCAUUUUGAUUAUGGAGUCCGGUUUCGCAGUAGCAGGAAUUGUCGCGAUGAUAUUGAAUUUGAUCAUUCCUCAACAGCUGGAUGAGGAUCUUAUGGACGAAAUCGAAAUACAGCAAGAUAAUCUACAGGUUUUGGACGCUCAUAAUGAGUUUGAAGACGGACACGUUCUCAGCAACAAGGGCAGGGAAGCGUUUUCAAGAGGCAAUGACCUAGAUGAAAUUAGGAACAGCUUCGAAAUGAAGGGUAGCAAUGUGGUUGUUAACACGGGACAAGCUUCCACGUCGGAAUAG
Lachancea dasiensis is the source of this 1812-nucleotide messenger RNA. The record is from the annotation of a GenBank genome assembly. NCBI's taxonomy places the organism in Eukaryota, Fungi, Ascomycota, Saccharomycetes, Saccharomycetales, Saccharomycetaceae.